AUGAAGUUCCUAAUCACCAUUAUUGCCUCAGUCGUUGCCGCCAAUGCUGUCGCCAUUCCUGAUGACGAAGCCCGUUGUCACAAAAUCGGCCAACCAUGCUGGAAGGCUAAGCGCGCCGCCGACGCCUUCUCUAACGCUCUUGCCAAGUUUGACAAUGUUAGUGUCGACGACUCUAUAGAGGCCCUUCUCUCUCAUUCGGAAGGCGGCGCUGCUUUCAUGGCCAAACGCGGCAUUGACGAGCUCGCUCACGCCGUUGCAGUCUCGCAGGAUGAUCCUGCCGAGUAUUACAAUAAGCUGGAGAUGAGGAAGCGCUUUUCCGAGGAUACUAAACCUGUCACGCUCCGUGAGGCUAUUGCUGAACCCAAGGCGGACCCCUGGUGUCGUGAUCCUGGAAAGUCUUGCUGGAAGCGCGACAUCAACACGAAUACUGAGAGAGGAGGCAUCCCUGGCGAGGACAGGGACUGGUGCCUUCAGCGUGGGCAACCGUGCUGGAGAAUCAAACGCGCGGCCGAGGCGGUCAUCGAGGCUAUUGCUGAUGAUGAAGACGCUACUUCUAGCGAGAUCAACACUGUCACUAAACGCGAGACUGAGCCAUGGUGCCGCUCACCUGAUCAGCCUUGCUGGAAGGCUACCCGCGAUCUUUCUGCCAUCAGGGACGCCGCGCAGUCCCUUGUUGCAACCCUUGACCUUGACUAA
Colletotrichum truncatum is the source of this 696-nucleotide messenger RNA. Its product is annotated as clock-controlled pheromone ccg-4. The record is from RefSeq and is a predicted model, not a curated record. Lineage: Eukaryota; Fungi; Ascomycota; Sordariomycetes; Glomerellales; Glomerellaceae.